UAAUCUAGUGUUUCUUGUUCCAUUCUGUGUUGUCCGGUGAAUCAGCAGUAAUGGCGGAAUCCGUCUCUAAUGUGGAAGUGUGCAAUUUGGCAUAUACUGGACAAUUUGAAGAGUUAAAAAACAAAAUUUUGUCAGAUAAAUCGCUAGCUUGUAAAACAGAUCAAGAUCAUAGAACAGUUCUGCACUGGGCAUGUUCAGCGGGGCACACGGACAUUGUGGAGUUUCUGUUAGCUUUUGGAGUGGAUGUGGAUCUGAGUGAUGAUGCAGGUUGGACUCCACUUCAUAUUGCAGCCUCAGCAGGAAGGGAAGAGAUUGUGAAGGCUCUGAUCUCCAGGGGGGCACAGUUGAAUGUUGCCAAUGAGAAUGGCUGCAGACCUUUGCAUUAUGCAGCUUCCAAAGACAGAUAUGAGAUUGCCCAGAUGUUGUUAGAGAAAGGCGCAGACCCAAAUGCUACAAACAAGUUGGAAUGCACCCCGUUGCACAGAGCUUCAGCAAAGGGAAACCGUCGACUAAUUCAGCUCCUCCUGAAGCACAGUGCCUCCACCAACAUCCAGGAUUCGGAGGGAAACACAGCACUUCACCUGGCUUGUGAUGAAGAACGGACAGAAGCAGCCAAGCUACUGGUGGAGCAUGGAGCUAGUAUUUAUAUAGAGAAUAAAGAGGAGAAGACACCUCUACAGAUUGCUAAAGGAGGACUUGGGGCAGUGUUGAGGAGAAUUGUGGAGGGCUGAUGCUGUUUCUUAGUACAUGUAAACUGCUUCUCGAAGGAAUAUGUUGUGUUAACGCACUUCAUAGUUUAAAGAUGUGCUCUCAGCUUCUAGGAAGCAUGUGUUAAAAAAAACAUUACGUUUGUGUAGAUGUGUUUUCAUAUUUGCCAUCUUUAUUGUGUAGCAGUUAAUGUUUGGAAACAACUUGCAAUUCAGUUAUCAACUAUGAAGAUUAUACUAGCAAGAUUUUGUGUUUUAAAAAAUGUAUUUGUAUUUACUUAAACUAAAUACAUUCCUUCUAAUAAGACUUGCCGCACUUCCAUUUUCUUCAUCAGUUGUUCCCAGUCUAUUCUGAUACUUUUAUAGACCAUAAAAAGCAUUUAAUAAAGGAAAUUGUUCUAUGCC
Molecule: messenger RNA, 1112 nt
Organism: Polyodon spathula (Mississippi paddlefish)
Lineage: Eukaryota; Metazoa; Chordata; Actinopteri; Acipenseriformes; Polyodontidae
Gene: psmd10
Product: proteasome 26S subunit, non-ATPase 10
Exons: 5
Coding region: 51-731 (226 amino acids)
Molecular function (GO): protein binding
Source: RefSeq, a predicted model, not a curated record